AAACAAUUCAACAUUAAACACCUAACCAGAUUUUCCCAUUGCUCGGGAACAGCGCAACAAACCCAAACGACAGAAGAGAGGCCGUUCGACGUUACAAAAGCACGAAAGAAAAGACGAAAGGCCCCAUACUCGUCGAAAUGACACCUUCGGCAGCCCCGGCGGCUGCGCUGGAGCUCACCCUCAUCGUAGCCGCCACGCGGUCCAUGGGCAUCGGGUUCAACGGCGGACUGCCCUGGACGGGCCUCAAGAAGGAAAUGGCCUACUUUGCCCGCGUCACCAAGCGUCUUUCACCUCAGGCACCCUCUGGCGCAAUGAACGCCGUCAUCAUGGGACGCAAAACCUGGGACAGCAUCCCCGAGCGAUUCCGGCCCUUGAAGGACCGGCUCAAUGUCGUGAUAAGCCGUUCGCACCCCGAUCUCGGCACCGCGUCCUCGGGCGCCACCGCCACCGCCACCGCCGCCGCGACGGAACCGGUGCGCGUGGCGUCCCUCGAUGCGGCCAUCGCGUAUCUCUCCUCCGCGGAGCGCCCCCCCGUGGGGAAGGUGUUCGUCAUCGGCGGGGCGCAGAUUUAUGCCGCCGCUCUGAGGACGGCGUAUGCGAAGCGGGUGUUGCUGACCAGCGUGCUGGAGCCCGAGUUUGGGUGUGAUGUUUUCUUUCCUUUGGGGUUGGGGGGGGGAUUGGAAUCUGAGGUCAAGGGGUGGGCGAAGAGGGAGAAGGCCGCGCUGGAUGCGUGGGUGGGUGAGGAGGUCCAGGAGGGUGUGCAGGAGGAGAACGGCACGCGCUAUGAGUUCCAGAUGUGGGAGGCUACGGAGAGCAAUUACAACUAGAUGUCGAUUUGUCUGAGAACAUAUGGAGUGGUGGGUAAGUAAACUUUUAUGAUUGCUACUUUUUUUUUUUUUUUUUUUUU
This is a messenger RNA of Sodiomyces alkalinus F11, 907 nucleotides long. RefSeq names its product dihydrofolate reductase. The coding region runs from base 138 to 827 and encodes 229 amino acids. Gene Ontology annotation, biological process: tetrahydrofolate biosynthetic process; glycine biosynthetic process; folic acid metabolic process. The record is from RefSeq and is a predicted model, not a curated record. The transcript is spliced from 2 exons. Gene Ontology annotation, molecular function: NADP binding; dihydrofolate reductase activity. NCBI's taxonomy places the organism in Eukaryota, Fungi, Ascomycota, Sordariomycetes, Glomerellales, Plectosphaerellaceae. Gene Ontology annotation, cellular component: mitochondrion.